Panicum virgatum (switchgrass) is the source of this 1840-nucleotide messenger RNA. RefSeq lists its product as uncharacterized. The coding region runs from base 64 to 810 and encodes 248 amino acids. The record is from RefSeq and is a predicted model, not a curated record. NCBI's taxonomy places the organism in Eukaryota, Viridiplantae, Streptophyta, Magnoliopsida, Poales, Poaceae. The transcript has 2 exons.
GUGUCUAACCCUAACACCCGUCUUUCUACCCUACCGUUCCGGCGAUCCCACCGGGCCGCCUCCAUGUUCACCUCCCGUGGCGGCGGCGGCAACAUCUGCAUCUGUGAACCGAGCGACCUUAAGGACGGAUUCCACUUUGCCAAGAGCAAAGAUGAGAUUGAAUCAGUUCUUGCCAAGAUCGAGAAGAUCUACAGCCGGUCGAAGCUGCCUAAGCACGCGUCGCGCAACGGCUGCUGCUCCUGCGUCGGUCUCCUGGCUCCUGCCACCCUCGUCAACUUCCUCACCUGCAAAGAUGCUGCGGAACUGCUGCCCGAAGGACAGGAGGCUGGGGGCAUGAUCCAGCGGUCUCUCGACGGCCUCAUCGCCUUCCUCAACUGCCUCUUCCCCUACCUCCCCGACGCGGAGGCCCUGGCAUAUCUCUCCGCUGCCGACGGAGACCCCCUUGUCGCCGCCCUCAUCAUCAUCGAGAGGCGCGGGCUGAUCAGAGAGUCCUUCAUCACCGAGACAGGACUCGAGAUCGCCCUCAGAUCCGCAGCGGUUGCCGCCCAGCACCCUGAUCCGCAGCGUUUCAUGCGAGGGUGGAAGCUGGUUUCACUUUGCCCACAAGAGUUUGCCAAGUUGGCCGUACCAUGCGACGACAGUCAAGGGUUGAUUUUUGAGCUGGCCCGCAUAAUGAGCGUGCUUGAUGGGUCCUCAACAGAUCUUUGCCUGGCUGAUGGGACCUCUUGGGAACUAGCCAGGGAUCGCCUUUCAUCUUGGUCUCUUGGAAAGGGGGGCUUCCUCGGCUUCCUCCUGUCCGAGCAGCCAUGAAGCGCCUGCUCCUUUCCAUGAUCCACGGAUUCUAUCUGAAGGCGCUGGGGGCUCUACCAAAGAAGGAGCUGACUGAUUGCUAUCACCGCAGCUUGCUCAUGGGUGGCCACUGCUAUGGCCCGCUGGACCCAGUCUCCAACAUCAUCGUCAACACCAUCUGGUAUGAUCAAACCUUCCCAGCAAGAGAAGUACAGCCACUAAACAUGAUCAGCACCAACUGCCUGUGGCGCAUCACGGCCCGAUCACUCUAUGGCCUUGUAUCCUUCCUUCGCAGCCGCUACCCAAACCUCACACCUGACCAAGCCUUGCAGCGCUUGCUGGAGGCACGGGCUGAGUUGUCUUUUGCUGAUCCCUUACUGCAAACUGGAUGCACCACAACCUCUCGUAUGCUGCGCAAAGACGCUGAACAUACCAAGCCACACGCCACUCUCACCGAAGCGUAUGUUGCUGCAGCCACCGCUGCGUUCCACCCAAGCCCACUAUUGCAGAAAGAUUUUCUUGGGAUACCAGAUUCUGUGCGUAAUCUCAUGGUUAUCUCAGAGAUGUUGUCUGUGCACGAUGGUCAAACAAUCCCUAAAGAGAAAUUUGAGUGCCUUUUGAUCCUUCUCAAGUGUCCAUCCUCUGUUGGCACGUCACUCCGACUGCAACAGGAGCUGGAGCAUAAACAGGUAAGCAAGAGGGUCUACGUCCAGGCUUCUGUAUGCAAGAAUAUUUUCUGGGGCAAGGAUGAGCGAGUCAACAGCAUGGUGAGAGCAGUCUUCGACAAGUACAACGAGACCGCGGUAUCCAAGUAUAGUCUUCAUGUUAUCUGUGGUGUUAAUGAGCUUGAUGACUGGGAGUUUAGCUUGGACCGGAGUAUCAAAUGCCACAAUCCUCGGACCCCUUACAAAUACAAUUACUCUCACAUCAAUUUCCUGGCGACUCGUGAAGGCUCUUCUUCUGCAACACUUUUCUUUGCUGAAUGCAGUAAUCAUUGCACCAGCAAUUCUUGGUGUGUCCCUGUGCUACUGCAGCCAGAUGCUGGUAUCAC